AUGUCUGUAGACCCAUUUGAGAUAGUGUUUGCCGUUCCUAUGGAAUGCGGGGCAUGUGUUGAGUCGAUAUCACAAGCAUUGAAACCUUUAGAGGGCGUAACCAAGUUUGAUAUAGAUUUAAACAAGAACUUAGUUACCACUGAAGGAACUAUACCACCGAGCAGUAUUGUUCGGGCUAUUCAAAAAACCGGAAGAGACGCAAUUAUUAGAGGCACAGGAAAACCUGAUUCUGCCGCAGUAUGUAUAUUAGAGUCAUUCGACGAAAAGGAUUUCAAGCAACCGGUGAAAGGCUUGGCUAGAAUUGUUGAAGUAUCCGAUGGAAAUAGUAUAAUUGAUUUGACGGUCAAUGGUUUGCCACGAGGCGUGUAUUAUCCUUCAAUACGAUGCUCGGGAAACAUAUCGCAAGGUGCACUAUCUACAGGUGGCAUUUUUUACAAAUUAGACGCUAUCAAAGUGGACCAGCCAUCGAAUUUGACGACUACUAUAAAUUCGAUUGGGGCUGCACUUAUUAGCAACAACAACAAUGAAGAAUUGUUUUUUGGUCAAUCAUUUUUAAGUGCCAAAUUGAGUGUUAAUGAAUUGAUUGGAAGAAGUAUUGUAUUGUCCAGGUUACAAGAUAAGGUCACCUCUGACUCCUUAUGCGGUGUGAUUGCUAGAUCCGCUGGUGCUUGGGAAAACGAUAAACAAGUUUGUAGCUGUAGCGGUAAAACAGUUUGGCAGGAAAGAACUGAUGCAAUAGCUAGAGGAGUAGCCGUCUAA
Molecule: messenger RNA, 759 nt
Organism: Lodderomyces oxycetoniae
Lineage: Eukaryota; Fungi; Ascomycota; Pichiomycetes; Serinales; Debaryomycetaceae
Gene: CCS1
Product: copper chaperone
Exons: 1
Coding region: 1-759 (252 amino acids)
Biological process (GO): superoxide metabolic process
Cellular component (GO): cytoplasm
Molecular function (GO): superoxide dismutase copper chaperone activity; copper ion binding
Source: RefSeq, a predicted model, not a curated record